AUAUUUUCUUUUUUCAAAAUUCAACAUCAAUAAACAAAACGUUUGGAGGUUUAUAACUUAAACUAAUUUAAUAUAGCAUAAAAUUUAUAUUUUUUAUAAUACUGUUUGCUAAGAAACAUGACAAAAACAAAGGAAGCGAAGAUUCCAAUCAUUACAUUAACGCAAGUAAAUGCCGAUGUAAUUUCACAGCUUGCAUCGAAAUAUUGGUCGAACGAGACAAGUGAAAGUCAUUUACCCUUCGAUUCUUCAAUAAUAGAAGAAAUAUAUAAAAAUGAGAUUACUGACAAGCAUUUAGUAAAAAGAGUAAUGAUGUUAGAAUUUAGUCAAUAUCUAGAAAAUUACUUAUGGCCUAAUUACGAAGUUGGUUCUACUAGUAAGGCUCAUAUUAUGUCAAUUGUUAUUAUGGUUAAUGAAAAAUUUCGGGAACGUGUUCAAGUGUGGCAUAUUUUUGAAAAUGACCAGAAAAAGUUUUCAAAUUUGUUUCGUCAAGUCAUGCAAAUAGCUCUUGAAGAUGAAUUUCAUUCAGAAACUCACAUAAAAGAGCUCACCGCAAUAACCAUGUUUAUUGAUCAUUGCUUCAAUAGCAUGGAAGUAAGUUUAUGCAGAGAACAAGUAAAGAAAUUAGUUUCGUUGUCGAUGUGGAAUUGCUUGCAGUCAAGAAGAAGAGAAUAUGAGUUACAAAAUAUUCCUGAGUGGAAAAAAUUUUGGAAGAAAUUGCAAAAAAAAGGAUUUACCGAGGAGUCUAUUUUUGAUAAUAAUUUUUUGCAACAUUAUAUGAUCAAAUUUAUAAAAAUUUUGGAAACAAUCACAAUCGACAAACCAAUAAAUGCUAAUUUAGUUAACUAUUGUGAACGCUUUAUAGAGUUCAUAAUUGAUUUGGAGGCACUUUUGCCGACAAGACGCUUUUUUAAUACGGUUCUUGACGAUUGUCAUUUAUUAGUAAGAUGCAAAUUAAGUAAUUUGGCUAAACGAGAAGAAGGAAAAUUAUUUAGAAAGCUUUUAGAUAUGGCCAAAUUUUAUGCAAGAUUUGAAAUAAACGAUGUAACAGGUGAUCCCUUAACUGACCAUGAUAUGACGCAAUUACAUUAUUCUAAAAUUACAUCGUUACAGAGGGCAGCUUUUAUAAAAUUUCCAGAUUUGAAAAUUUUUACUAUAAAAAAUGUUGCAAACGUUGAUAGUCAUGAAAUUUUACAAAAACAUUUUAGUGCUUUAGAUCAAGAAAAUUUAAGAAACAUUGCUUCCUUUUUAAAGUUAGUUCCAAAUACGACGGAGAAGCAAUUGGAAUGGCAUAGAUUAGAUAAAGAAUUUUUGGUCGAAUUACUGGUUUCACGGCACGAGCGCAGGGUGUCCCAAUUGGAAUCAUUGAAUAAAAUGCCAUUAUACCCAACUGAAGAUAUAAUUUGGGAUGAAAAUAUUGUACCAACAGAAUUCUACUCGGGAGAAGGUUGCUUUGCACUCCCGAAGUUAAAUUUGCAAUUUCUAACUUUACAUGAUUAUCUCCUAAGAAAUUUCAAUUUGUUUCGCUUGGAGUCAACAUAUGAAAUAAGACAAGAUAUUGAGGAUGCGGUUAGUCGAAUGUUGCCUUGGAAAUCUGAAGAUAAUGAUAUUGUUUUUGGAGGUUGGGCAAGAAUGGCAUUACCAAUUUCAUUAUUUGAAAUUUCAGAAGUUGCAAAGCCACGUAUUGGAGAUCGAAAGCCUUCAAAAGUUCGGGCAGAUGUGACUGUAACAUUGAGCGUUCGAAAAGAAGUUAAAGAAGAAUGGGAAAACUUAAAAAGACAUGAUGUUUGCUUUUUAAUAACAGUUGACCCAAUUAUGCCUUACGGAACGAAAUAUAAUCCAAGAGAACCUUUUAUUCCGCAAGUGGGCUUAGUGAAUGUUCGUGGUUGUGAAAUAGAAGGAAUGCUAGACGCAAAUGGUCGAAUAAUAGAGGAGGGACCGGAUCUUAAACCUAAUUUAGUCGGAGAACAGCGAACUUAUAGAGUUUGGCUAGAUCCAAAUCAAUAUCAAGCGGAUAUGGAGUCUUUGGAUGAUGGGAGACCCAAUGUUUAUGAUGGAUUUAAUAUCAUAAUGCGAAGAAAACCAAAGGAGAAUAAUUUUAAAGCAGUUUUGGAAACAAUUCGUGAUUUAAUGAAUUCGGAGUGUGUUGUUCCUUUAUGGCUUCAUGAUAUAUUAUUGGGAUACGGAGAUCCAAGUUCCGCCCAUUAUACAAACAUGGAUUUAAAGGACUCCUUUUUGGAUUUUAACGAUACAUUUUUGGAUAUUGAUCACUUAAAAAACAGCUUCCCCGAUUGCAAUUUUGAUUUCAAAGGAAACGAAAAUGAUAUGAAACCACCAUUUCGACUCACAUUUGCAGAUGAGACGAAAACAAUUUUAGCCGAAUCUUAUGUUAUCAAAAGCCGUGGCCCAUAUGAAGAAAAUACUCCAAAAAGAAAUUCGAUUUAUUUCACCCCAACUCAAAUUGAAGCUAUAAAAUCUGGAAUGCAACCUGGGUUAACGUUAAUUGUCGGUCCUCCAGGUACAGGAAAAACAGAUGUUGCUGUUCAAAUAAUUUCCAACAUAUACCAUAAUCAUCCAAAUCAAAGAACAUUAAUUGUGACACAUUCUAAUCAAGCGUUAAACCAACUUUUUGAAAAAAUUAUGGCUUUAGACAUUGAUGAACGACAUUUACUUCGUUUAGGACAUGGAGAAGAAGCUCUUGAAACUGAAAAAGACUUUAGCCGAUAUGGCCGUGUUAACUAUGUCCUAGCUAAACGAAUUGAGCUGCUAAGGGAUGUCCAAAAAUUGCAAGAGUCUUUAAAUUUAUCUGGUGACAGUUCUUAUACUUGCGAAACUGCGGGAUAUUUUUUCUUAUAUCAAAUAGUGUCACGUUGGGAGAAAUUUCUUACUAAGAUAAAUUCAUGCAAAAAUUCUCACACUGAAUGGAAAACUAUGUUUGAACAGGAAUUUCCCUUUAAAAACUUUUUUGCAGAUGUGAAACAACCACUUUUUUCUGAUAAUUCAUUCGAAAAUAAUAUGCGGAUAGCUGAAAGUUGUUAUUAUUAUAUAUCCCAUAUUUUUGCAGAAUUAGAAGAAUUCCGAGCAUUUGAGCUUUUGAGGAAUGGUUUGGAUAGAUCCAAGUAUUUAUUGGUAAAGGAAGCUAAAAUUAUAGCUAUGACUUGUACACAUGCAGCUUUAAAGCGAAAAGAGUUAGUUAGCUUGGGUUUCAAGUAUGAUAACAUAUUAAUGGAGGAAUCAGCCCAAAUUUUGGAAAUUGAGACAUUUAUUCCCUUACUUUUACAAAACACAUUUGAUGGUUAUAAUCGUUUGAAAAGAUGGAUAAUGAUAGGCGAUCAUCACCAGCUACCUCCAAUUAUAAAAAAUAUGGCUUUUCAAAAAUAUUCGAAUAUGGAACAAAGUCUUUUUACCCGAUUAGUCAGAUUGAACGUGCCAACAAUAAACUUGGACUCACAAGGACGUUGUCGACCAAGCAUUUCUUGUUUAUAUAAAUGGAAAUACAAUAAAUUAAACGAUCUUGAUCAUGUAAUCAGCAGAGAAGAAUACAAGACUGCAAAUCCUGGAUUUGCCUUUGAAUAUCAAUUUAUAAAUGUCGGUGAAUUCAACGGUGUUGGGGAGAGUGAACCUAAUCCAUUUUUCUACCAAAAUUUGGCCGAAGCUGAAUAUAUUGUAGCAGUCUAUAUGUAUAUGAGAAUUUUAGGGUAUCCUGCAGAAAAAAUAUCCAUUUUAACAACGUAUAAUGGACAAAAGCACUUAAUAAGAGAUGUAAUAAAUUUACGAUGUGCACAAAAUUCAUUAAUAGGCUGGCCCAGUAAAGUAACAACGGUGGAUAAGUAUCAAGGUCAGCAGAAUGAUUACAUAUUAAUAUCUUUAGUUCGAACAAAAGCAGUUGGUCAUUUACGAGAUGUGAGACGUUUGGUUGUAGCAAUGAGUCGUUCCAAAUUAGGUUUAUAUAUUUUUGGAAAUCUAGCAUUAUUCCAGAAUUGUCCUGAACUUCAGCACACCUUUAAAAUUCUUACUAAACGUCCACAAGAUUUACAUCUGGUUGAAGAAGAAUUUUAUCCAACAUCUCGUCUAAUUCAAGAAGAACCAUCUCAAAGAAUUAUAAUAAAAAAUAUGUCUCACAUGGUUAAAUAUAUUAACCAUUUAUAUAUGGCAAAGGUAGAUAGUUUACAAAAUGAAAUUGAACUCAUACAGCAAGAAAAAGUAAAGGAAGAAUACCUUCAAAAUGAAAAAAAAUCUGAGACAAAAACUUCAGAAGCAUUUGAUGAGACUAAAUUAGAUGGCAAGCAAGCACAAAACACAAUAAAUCUUCACAAAGUCACUCCAAUAAUAUCUGAAAUACCCGAAGUUUCAAGUCCGAUUGAAAAUCUUGUUGAUGAACAAGAAAACGAAGAAGUUAUGCAAACAGAUACAACAGUUGAACAAGAUAGGAUGUUUGAAAAACCUGCUCUAGAUGGCAAUUAUAUUGAAGAAGAAAUGCAAACAUCAGAGGAAAAAAUAAAUAAGGCAAAUACUGUGGAUGAAAAUUCGGAAGGAACAUGUGCUGCUGAAGGUGAGAAUUCUUUCCAGAAUGACGAUAAAAAUACUUUUCAGGACAAUAAUAGUUGUGAGGUAAUUGAUGAGGAAAUGUCUCAAAAAGAUUCUCUGGCCGAAACUAACACGAAAGAUCUAGUAAACGAUGAAAAUGUUCAUGAAUGAUUAAACUAAUAAAAUUUAAAUUAAAAUAAAGCCCAAUUAGAUUUACAUUCAAAAACAAAAGUUUAUUUUUU
Molecule: messenger RNA, 4766 nt
Organism: Condylostylus longicornis
Lineage: Eukaryota; Metazoa; Arthropoda; Insecta; Diptera; Dolichopodidae
Product: RNA helicase aquarius
Exons: 16
Coding region: 118-4695 (1525 amino acids)
Biological process (GO): mRNA splicing, via spliceosome
Cellular component (GO): catalytic step 2 spliceosome
Molecular function (GO): helicase activity; mRNA binding
Source: RefSeq, a predicted model, not a curated record